AUGCUAAUCCAUCUACUGUCCUCCACUCAAACCAUUGACACCAGGUCGCUUGCCUCCAACCAGCUGUAUGGUCGCAUCCCUGACAGCUUCGCCCGGCUCACACAGCUCACGUACCUCGAUCUCUCCCGCAACUAUCUCACAGGCCCCAUCGACCUGCCAGCCAUCAGCACCCUGCGUCUCUCCAGCAACUUCCUCUCAGGCCCUCUGCCCGAGGGGGCUUGCCAGGCCCGCAAUUUCGAUGCCAACUGCUUCACACUGCCUCCUGGCUGUGCCAAGGUGGUGCAGCGGCAGGAAGCAGCAUGCAAUGCAUUCUGCGGCAUCACCUCUGCUGCACCUUCGUCCUCCGCUGGUGGAAGUGUUGCCGCUGGUGCAUCUGCUGAUGCUGCCACUGCUUCUGCUUGUGGUGGUAAAGGGAUUUGCGCUAUUCUUCCGCCAACAACCGUGCUCACCAAGGGGACGCAGAAGGAGACAGGCGGGAACUUCACUGCAACUCCAGUGACUCUGUUUGUGUACGAGGCAGGGAAGGCGGUGUCUGGGUGUGGAGUGCAGCUCGCCUUCCAGGCCAACUUUACCUUCUCCCUCUCGCCUCGAUCUGGCCGUGUGGGCAACAGCGGCUUUGCCUUUGUUGUUUCGGCAACGGACCGGGUGGGGAAUGGAACUGGUGUGGGGUAUGCUGGAAUGGACAACCGGAGCAUGGCGGUUGAAUUUGACACUUUCCAGGACAAGCAGUACGGGGAUAUGAGCAACCAACAUGUGGGGUUGAAUAUUCGAGGUCAGGAGACUUCGCUCGCCGCUGUGAAGUCACCAUUUGUGCUGAACAGCAAGAAGGCAUACACGGCAUGGGUGGACUAUGAGCCUGGGGAUCCCGGCACCAUUCAGGUUUUCCUGGCUGCCUCACAGGUGAAGCCAGAGGAGCCGCUGCUGGAGAGGAGGUUGGCGCUGUGUGAGGUGCUGCAGGCUGGAGCAGAGCAGAAUGCGUUUUUCUUUGGCUUUGUGGCGUCCACUGUGAAGCCUUUUCAGAUGCAUCUAAUUCUUAGCUCGGCAAUGACCACAGGCCUUCCUGCCCCACAUCAGCCAGUGGAUAUUCCGCUGGCCCUUAUUCCAGGUGCGAGCUGGGCCUAUGCGGUUGUGGCAAGUGUAGAGGCGGCAUAUGGCAUUGCGCUGAACCAGGAGGCUCCACGGCUGUCAGUGGACUCGCUCUUUGCAGCCAUGGGGCUCACCUCCCCUGCUGCCAAGUGCACCACCGGGAACUCUCCUGCUGCUGCAUUUGAAAAGCUCCUCACUCUUCCCCGUGGUGGACUCAGCACUGACAGCAAGCCGGUAGGAAUGACGCGGUGCAAAAAAUCAUAUGCAAGUCCGAUGUGA
Closterium sp. Naga37s-1 is the source of this 1365-nucleotide messenger RNA. The record is from the annotation of a GenBank genome assembly. Lineage: Eukaryota; Viridiplantae; Streptophyta; Zygnematophyceae; Desmidiales; Closteriaceae.